Molecule: messenger RNA, 1923 nt
Organism: Rhizopus microsporus ATCC 52813
Lineage: Eukaryota; Fungi; Mucoromycota; Mucoromycetes; Mucorales; Rhizopodaceae
Product: B subunit of glutamyl-tRNA amidotransferase
Exons: 9
Coding region: 230-1780 (516 amino acids)
Biological process (GO): glutaminyl-tRNAGln biosynthesis via transamidation; mitochondrial translation
Molecular function (GO): glutaminyl-tRNA synthase (glutamine-hydrolyzing) activity
Source: RefSeq, a predicted model, not a curated record
CCCACACAAGCAAAGUUCAUAAGCAAAAGGAUAUCUCUAUUCUUUGUCGCUAUUUCAACCUUGUUUUAACCCAAUCGCAGGCAUUUUUCAUGUGGAACUUUCUUUAUUUGAAUUUCACUCAGUUUCACAGCUACACUUGCUAACCUUACCUUAGCAGCGAAUCAGCUCUAUCCUGGGUUCGAACCGGGCAUAUACAUACAUUUCCCUGUCUUUUCAAAAUUAAACAAUAAUGAUUACAAAAGCCAUACAGCGCAACAUUAAAACCCUUCAUACCCUGUCUAAUAUUAAAUCAGGUUGGGAAGCAGUCAUUGGAAUCGAAGUCCACGCUCAGAUCAACACAAAAACAAAACUAUUCUCAGAUUCCUCCACUUCUUAUAAUGAUCACGUAAAUACGCAUGUAUCAGUUAUUGACGCUGCUUUCCCUGGUGUUCAACCUAGAUUAAAUCAGCGUGCAGUUGAACUUGCCAUCAGAACAGCUCUUGCCAUGGACGGUCAAAUUCAAAAAAAGUCAAGCUUUGACCGUAAACAUUACUUUUAUCCUGAUCUUCCACAAGGCUAUCAGAUCACACAACAAAGAGAGCCUAUCUCACGAGGUGGAUUUAUAACACUGACAGAAAAUGAUGGAGCUGAGCAGCCAGUAAAGGUUGGCAUUCAUCAGAUACAACUAGAACAAGAUACAGGCAAAAGUUUUCAUGAUAUGCGACCAGGAGAGACAUUGUUAGAUCUCAACAGAGCAGGUACUGCUUUGAUGGAAAUUGUGACCAAGCCCGAUUUGAGAUCUUCUUUUGAAGCUGGUUUAUUAGUCAAGAAAUUACAAAAUAUAUUACAAUGGGUAGGUUCGUCAAAGGCCAGUCUGGAGGAGGGAUCGAUGCGAUGCGAUGUCAAUGUGUCUGUGAGAAGAAAAGGUCAGCAAGAGCUUGGUACAAGAUGCGAAUUGAAGAAUUUGAAUCGCAUUCGUAUCCUUUCUAUGGCUAUUGAUGCUGAGAUUCGUCGUCAGAUUGAGGUUUUAGAAAAUGGAGGAAAAGUAACAGUUGAAACUCGUAGAUAUGAUGAAGAUAAGGAUAUUACGUACAGAUUAAGAAGUAAAGAAGAGGCACCUGAUUAUAGAUACAUGCCAGAACCAGAUCUUCCACCACUUCUUCUUUCAGAGGAAUAUAUUAAUAAUCUAGCCAAUCAAUUGCCUGAGUUGCCUGACCAAUGCUUCGAAAGGAUAACAAGACAAUACAGCUUGAAUAAGCAAAGUGCAGAUUUACUAUUGCACGAAUAUAAAUGCGUCGAUUAUUUUGAAAAAGUCUGCGAAGGAAGGAAUCCAAAGAUAGUAGCCAACUGGACAUUAAAUGAGUUAUCUGGCGUCUUGGCAUCCAAUAACAUUUCCUUUAAAGACAAUCCUAUAUCUAUAAAACACUUUGGAAGAUUGAUUGAUCUCAUACAAGAUGGUACCAUCACAGGAAAGACGGGUAAGCAGGUUAUCAAGCUGAUGAUAAAGGAUGACAGAGACCCUUUUGAGAUUGUAAAAGAAAAGAAUUGGAUCAGGAUCACUGAUAAAGACACACUUCAAUCUAUUUGUAAUGAGUUGAUCAAAAAGCAUGCGGACAAGGCAAAUGCUGUCAAAAAUGGUGAUGUCAAGCUUUUCCAUUUCUUUUUAGGGCAAGCUAUGGGCCGUACAAAGGGCAUGGCUGAUCCCAAUAUUUUAAAUCAAGCAUUGAGUAAUGCAUUUGGUUGGAAUAGCUUUGAUGAGCUUAUGGCAGCAGGAAAAGCAAAGUCUGGAAAUAAAAAAUAGUAUCAAUAUACCCUUGAUUUAUAGAAUAAAAGAAUAAUCUUGUAUAUCAAAGACACCCAAUUUUUAGUAUUAGUUUUUAGGCUGUUUAUAAAAGCAACAUAGCAAUAAUUACAAAGUGUAACCAAAACUACCGCUGGGAUCCA